Messenger RNA from Schistosoma guineensis, 1724 nucleotides. The record is from the annotation of a GenBank genome assembly. NCBI's taxonomy places the organism in Eukaryota, Metazoa, Platyhelminthes, Trematoda, Strigeidida, Schistosomatidae.
CGUGUAUCAUAUCCUUAUAUGAAAUUUUUUUACUAUCGCCGAAGUAGCUGCUUCCACGGAUUUGGCGUUGAUGAAUUAGGUGCUAAUGAGGUGUGACAACAUGAAUCGAUGCAUUUAUAUGCCUGGUCCUAUGUCCUGGAUGACUGAACACUGAUUUCAAAUUAGCUACUACUAGUUCAGGAAGAUAUGUUUUUAUUCUGAAGAUAUUGUUCAUGUACUAUGACAGUUGCAGUCUUGCGUAGAUUUGCUAUCGAUCCGAGUUAUUUUACUGAUGGAACGAUGAAAAGUGAGAUUUAAACUUACUUUUCAGAUAGUCUUAUUCUUUGCAACAUUUUUCAAAUAAAUGUUUAUUUUCUAGUUUUUGAGUUAAAAUCUUUUGGAACCAGUGUUUCCAUGUGUUUUUGUCAAACCACGUACAUGCAAUUUGAAAACCGAUUGGUAAACAACGAGACAUUAGGUCCACAGAAUCUUCUAAAAUGCACUUAAACUUCCACAUCUUGGAAGUUACACUUAUCCAUGCGCUGCAAUAGCUCAUUACAUAAGAGAAAUAAAGCACGGAAUAUGUUUUAGGGUCUUCGGACUGACCCAGACAAUGCUUAAGUAGUACCUGGCUCUCUAACACAAAAGUAUGUUUUCUUAAACUUGUUUGUUAACUGUUUUGCAUGUGAACCCAUUUUGUCCUUUUUUUAUUUGUUUUUCCCAUGUAGAUUGUAAACGUUCUGAGAGUAACAAGUACCUUUUCAUCACGUAUCGGCCCCUUGUCGAUAGUUAUUUGGUAAACUGCGUAUUACGAUUUUCCUGUAUUCAACUUUUGGAUGGUUAAAGACCGACUGCCUGAGCUUGAAGCUCGUAUAAAGGUCAGAAAUGGAAAUGCCAGGAAGAAGGCAGAGUUUGACUUUUCUCAACUACAUGCUGCUGUUUUCGAUCAGGUCAAUGAACUUCACUCUGAUAUUGAUAAUUUACGGCAAGAUAUUAAUGCAGUUGACAGGCUACAAAAAGACAUACUGGCUACACCUCAACAAGAUCCAAGUAAUGUUAUUUAUUCUUUUAUGGUUUUAGAACUGGAUAGUCAACUUAGUGAGCUCACCAAUUCCAUCCGAGAAAAGGCUCAUAAAAUUCGGAGUUCCUUGAAAGAAUUAGGGCAACAGGAAGAUGAUAAACUUCUGUCAGGAUUAUCUGGUAAAUGUCGUCUAAAGUCGUCUCAGCAUGCUGCUAUUUCCCGACAAUUCGUCCAUAUUAUGAACAAUUAUAGUCAACUACAAGUAGAUUAUCGUGACAAGUGUAAGGCUCGAAUUCGAACCAAGCUCCGUAUCGCUGAAGUCUCAUUUUCGGAAGAUGAGGUUGAAAAGAUGUUAGAAAAAAACCAUACGGGUAUUUUUACACAGGCUAUUAUGGCUGAAACAGAAGCUGCGAAGCGAUCAUUAUCGGAUAUCGAAGCUCGUCAUGCAGACAUUAUACGGCUCGAAAAAAGUAUCCAGGAGAUGAAAGAGUUAUUCUUCAAUGUCGCUCUUCUAGUUGACCAACAAGGUGAUUUAAUCGACCAGGUUGAAUACAAUUUGAACAAGGCAUCUGACUGUGUUGUAAAUUCAAAGCGUACCCUUUCAUCAGCCGUAAUUAGAAAUAAGAAAAAUCGUCGCUGCAAAAUAAUCUGUAUCAUAUUGGUUGUUGUUAUCUCCAUAUUGAUCCUGAUCUCAUUAGCUUCCGCAAUCGGUUUAACACGAUGA